AUGUUUGCGAGUGGUAGAAAACCGCGGAACGAGAUUCCGUACGAAAAUCGUAAAAAUUUGCCAAAUAGUUUGAAAGGAUAUUAUGUUCAUAGACUUCUUGUAAAUGCUGUUGCAAUGUGGGCUUCGCCUCGUUACGCUUGUUAUAUUUUCAUGAUGUUAGAUGAAAUUCAUAGACAAGAACGUGAAGAGCUAGAGAACAAGCUUGAAGCAAAAGACAAAAGCCUUCAGAAAAGAAUACCACGUUCGGUACCAAAAGGAAAGGAAAAGAACUAUAAGUAUAUGAUUUACACUGAAGAGAUGGAAAAUGAAGAAGACAGAGAUAUGGUUAUGUUGCAUUUAGUCAGAAGAAACAACAAAAGCUUUUACGACCUUGCUAAGAUUUACAAAUCUGACAGAAAUUGGUUCUAUCGCGAAAACUUACCGAUUUCAAUGACACCAAAUGAAGAUGUUAAACAGAUAGUUCAAGAUACGUUACCUCAAACACACUAUGAUAUGAAAGGUUGUACAAUACUUACCUUCAAAGAAGAUUUGCCGCUACUGAAGGAAAAAAUAACAGAGUAUUUUGACAACUUCAAACAAGUAGAGUAG
Trichomonas vaginalis G3 is the source of this 588-nucleotide messenger RNA. Its product is annotated as KilA, N-terminal/APSES-type HTH, DNA-binding family. NCBI's taxonomy places the organism in Eukaryota, Parabasalia, Trichomonadida, Trichomonadidae. Bases 1 to 588 code for a protein of 195 amino acids. The transcript has a single exon. The record is from RefSeq and is a predicted model, not a curated record.